This is a messenger RNA of Ambispora gerdemannii, 471 nucleotides long. The record is from the annotation of a GenBank genome assembly. Lineage: Eukaryota; Fungi; Glomeromycota; Glomeromycetes; Archaeosporales; Ambisporaceae.
AUGAAUAACGAUAAGGAAUUGAAAUCUCAGGAAAGUGAAGAGGAAAUUGAUAAAAUGGAAGAAGAUAAUGAAUUUGACGAAAACGAAGAUGAAAAUGGAAACGAAUCGGAUGAUGACAGUAAACAAGAAAAUCUUUCUUUCGAUAGUACAGAGGAAGAUGCUGAAUCAGAAGAUGACGAAAACCAGAAAAUAACACCUCAAUCUGCACGAGAAAAAAUAAUGUUAAAAGAUGAAGAGGCCUCGGAACCUGUUCCACUUUUAGAACGCUCGGAAGCUGCAAAAAACUUUCGAGAUUUUUAUAUGAAUCAAAUCACCGCCGCUUUUGGAGAAGAUUUGGAUAAAAUUCGAAAGGAAGAAAAUUUCGAUCAUAAUCGAUUGGAUAUUCUUAUUGAUUCUCUAGAGUCAAAUAUAAAUAUAUUCUCGGAUAUCGAGAAAGAAUUAGAGUUGGUGACAUUUAAACAAAAAACGUGA